UAGAUUCUCGUUGUUUUCUGUGUGUAGAGGCGGGACCAUUGGACAGGUACUCUAGGUGCACUUCAUACUAGUUCGCAUAAUAAAAUAAAAAGGCCCCCCGAAGCCCCAGUCGACAGCUCCGAAAAGCCAUUGGCAAGGGAUAAAUCCCCCCCGACGAGUCCAAAACCGACAAAUAAAGCGUAAUAGUACAAGUGUUGAAAUAAUAUACGAGAGUGCGAGGAAUAUGGUGACGCUCAUAUUUACGGAGCAUUGUAAAAACAUGAGACGAGUCGAUUAGCGAUAUCAUUUCGCCCAAGCGUAUGUCCGAGGGGUCGAGUUAUGCCGAUCGAGGCAGUCCAGCCUACAUAAAAAAGCCAACAACCCGUCCUGAGGAGUCCAAAAAAUUCUGAAAGAGAAAAACCGAAGUAUUACCAGCGAAAAAUGGGAGCCUUCUUAGACACCCCAAACACCGAGAAAUACAAUGAGCACGGUUCUGGCAAUGACUUGCGUUACGGUGUGGCAAGCAUGCAGGGCUGGCGAAUGGAGAUGGAGGACGCACACCGUGCGAUAACAGGUCUAGAGGGUGGCCUCUCAGACUGGAGUUACUUUGCUGUAUUCGAUGGUCACGCAGGGGCACUAGUGUCAGCCCACAGUGCCGAGCAUUUACUCGAGUCCAUAAUGCAAACAGAGGAAUUCAAGGCUGAGGAUGUAAUAAAGGGAAUUCACUCGGGCUUUCUGAGACUAGAUCACGAAAUGCGUGAUUUGCCCCAGAUUAACGUUGAAAAGUCCGGCUCCACAGCUGUCUGUGCAUUUAUAUCACCUAAGCACAUUUACAUUGCUAAUUGCGGUGACUCAAGGGCUGUCCUCUGCAGCUCUGGGAAUCCAGUGUUCGCCACUAGAGAUCACAAGCCUGUACUGCCUGCUGAGAAGGAGAGGAUUCAGGCUGCUGGGGGCAGUGUCAUGGUGCAACGGGUCAAUGGGUCACUCGCUGUGUCCAGGGCACUUGGCGACUAUGAGUACAAGAAUGUCGAGGGACGAGGACCCUGCGAACAACUUGUCUCACCUGAACCCGAGAUAUUCGUCAGGGAUCGGGAUGCACAGCACGACGAGUUCCUCGUUCUUGCGUGCGAUGGCAUUUGGGAUGUUAUGACCAAUGAGGAUCUCUGUGAUUUUAUUUACUCCAGACUACUGCUCACCGAUGAUUUAGAGGCUGUUACCAAUCAAGUUAUUGAUACUUGUCUUUACAAGGGCAGCAGAGACAAUAUGAGCAUAGUACUAGUGACAUUUCCAGCAGCACCAAAGCCAAACGCCGAGGCACAAAGGAAGGAGGCGGAAUUAGAAAAGGCUAUCGAGAGGCGAAUCAAAGAAAUUGUGGAGCAGCAAGAGGACAAGGAUGGCUUUGAUUACCUCCAGUUAGUACAGCUCCUUGUAGACCAAGAUCUGCCAAAUUUACCUCCAGGUGGUGGUCUUCCAGCAAAGCAACCCCUCAUCGAGCAAGUUUUUCGUGAAGUAUGUCCCAGCAGAGCGAAGAGCAUAUUGAUGACGCAGAUUGUCAACCCCUUCGAAAUGGAAAAGGAGAGUUCAUUUUUAGAACUGCGAGAAAAAGUUCAAAUUGCUGAGUCUAAUGAUUGAAGAUGUUUAGAUGGAGGAAAUUUGAUGACAAGUCGCUAAUCGAUUUUUCAUAGUUACUUUUUUCUUUGGAAAUCUUGUGCUUUAUAAAUCUAUUUUCACUCCCUAUUGAUUUAUUCAUUGUCUUACACGUUUUUUUGCAACUUUUAUUUUUAUUGGGUGGAAAAUAAAACAGAUGGAAAGGAAAAAUAAUGGAAUCGAGAGUUUUUAGACGUAAAAUGUAGAUUUAUUUUGUUUUCUCUCAUUGCAAAAUCAUUGUUUCAUAUUAAACAUUGAAUUUAACGGUUUUAAUGCGUCGCUAUUGAUGUGAAUUAAAGUAAUGGAGUAGUGGUGUCCCAUUGGAUACAGAUGAUAUACAGAAUAUUUUGUGUACGUUAAAGAAAACCUAUUUACUUAUAAAAAAUGAAUGAAAUGAAAAAAAAAUCACGAUCGAUUGAUCGCUGGUGUUGUUGUACAUAAUGUGUAUAAUAAUUGAUUAAAGCAAGAUCUUUUUUGCAGUA
This is a messenger RNA of Diachasma alloeum, 2108 nucleotides long. RefSeq names its product protein phosphatase 1B. The transcript has 6 exons. The record is from RefSeq and is a predicted model, not a curated record. NCBI's taxonomy places the organism in Eukaryota, Metazoa, Arthropoda, Insecta, Hymenoptera, Braconidae. Gene Ontology annotation, cellular component: cytosol; nucleus. Bases 421 to 1611 code for a protein of 396 amino acids. Gene Ontology annotation, molecular function: protein serine/threonine phosphatase activity; magnesium ion binding; manganese ion binding. Gene Ontology annotation, biological process: negative regulation of stress-activated MAPK cascade; protein dephosphorylation.